CAGUUUUUUUCAGUCGCUAACAAGCGUUUGUCCAAACAGUUGUCACAUUUUCAAAACUCUAAACACAAUUAGCACAGCAUCGGUCUUUUGUGGCCAUACCAUUCACACAUUUCAUGUCGUUUUCACACAAUAUGCAAUCAGUGAACACAUUUCCACAAUGCUUACAUUUUCUUAACAGACAAGUUAUACCUCCCAACAAAAUUAUGGAUUGUUUUUGUAGUAUUCACAAAUGUUAACACACAACAUCCCACAAUAGCAAAAACAAUAUUCCAAACCUUAGAUACAGUAUAAAAACCUCUGCUUCUGCAAUGAUAUCAGUUCAAAAACAAUAUAUCUCAGCUGAUAAUAAACAAACAAUUGAAUAAUUGACACACAGCUGAUUUAUGUUGGGUGAAUUGGGCCAACCACAGCUGAUUCCAUUCUGGCUUAGACUCAGUGGCAGGGUUUUUUUUUUUCUAUUACUAUAAAAUGAGGACUUUGAGGAGUGAUGUUUUUGGAAACAGAAACAGAAAAAGACAAACACUGUAAUGUCUGGACGUGGAAGAGGACGAGCAAGGGGCCCAGGGAGAAGACCAGCUCCAGUGAGAGAUGCAGGGCCAGGGAGAGGUGCAGUGAGAGGUGCAGUAGGAGGUGCAGGUGCAGGAAGAGGAGCAGACCCAAGGAGAGGGCAAGGUAGAGGUGUAAGAAUGCGUGGUGGUGGCAUUCCAAGGGCUGCAAGAACAGUAGUCAGUGAUGAAAUUCGUGCCACUAUCAUUGACCAUGUAAUCAACCAUGGUCUCUCACUAAGAGAGGCUGGUGAAAGAGUCCAACCCAAUUUGAGGCGGUCAACGGUUGCCUCCAUUAUUCGCAUCUUUCAACAAACCAACAGAAUGCAACAUCUUCCACCCUCUGGGGGAAGAGGAAAGCUCCUCAAUAAUGAUCAAGAGCUUGCCAUUGUAGAAAUGGUUGUUGCAAAUAAUGCAAUAAAACUGCAUGAAAUUAAAACUAGAAUUGUGGAGGACCAUGAGAUAUUUGGCAAUAUAGAAAGCAUCAGCCUCACAACCAUUACACGGACACUGUCCAAACACAGAGUGCGGAUGAAGCAGCUCUACACUGUUCCCUUUGAGAGGAACAGUGAGAGAGUCAAGGAGCUACGACGACAAUAUGUCCAGAGAGUUAUGGAAUUGAAGGCCAACCAGGCCCUUCAUGAAUUCAUUUACAUAGAUGAGGCAGGAUUCAAUCUAUCCAAAAGGCGUCGACGUGGACGAAAUAUAAUUGGAAAAAGGGCCACAGUUGAUGUGCCAGGACAGAGAGGGGCAAACAUUACCAUGUGUGCAGCAAUGGCAAAUGCAGGAUUACUCCUUCACAGAUGUCAGGUUGGACCCUAUAAUACCGAGCGCCUCCUUGCCUUUCUCAAUGAUCUCCACCUGCGCCUGGUACCAGAGCAGGAUCAGGAGGGUGAAAGCAUGAGGACCUUUGUAAUUACCUGGGACAAUGUUGCUUUCCAUCAUUCGCAAGCAAUAACAGCAUGGUUUGAAGUCCACCCAAGACUGGUAAGUCUCUUCCUUCCACCCUAUUCACCUUUCCUCAACCCCAUAGAGGAGUUCUUUUCUGCAUGGAGGUGGAAGGUUUAUGACCAUCAGCCACAUGACCAGAUGUCCCUCCUUGAAGCCAUGGAUGCUGGCUGCAGGGACAUCACAGUUCAAGAUUGCCAAGGGUGGAUCCGACAUACCAAGCGGUUUUAUCCCAGGUGCAUCGCCUUGGAUGAUAUCAGAUGUGAUGUUGACGAAAACAUGUGGCCUAACCCUGAAGAUCGCAGGGAUUAGAUACAUUACAGUUUUUUUCAGUCGCUAACAAGCGUUUGUCCAAACAGUUGUCACAUUUUCAAAACUCUAAACACAAUUAGCACAGCAUCAGUCUUUUGUGGCCAUACCAUUCACACAUUUCAUGUCGCUUUCACACAAUAUGCAAUCAGUGAACACAUUUCCACAAUGCUUACAUUUUCUUAACAGACAAGCUAUACCUCCCAACAAAAUUAUGGAUUGUUUUUGUAGUAUUCACAAAUGUUAACACACAACAUCACACAAUAGCAAAAACAAUAUUCCAAACCUUAGAUACAGUAUAAAAACCUCUGCUUCUGCAAUGAUAUCAGUUCAAAAACAAUAUAUCUCAGUAAAUAAUAAACAAACAAUUGAAUAAUUGACACACAGCUGAUUUAUGUUGGGUGAAUUGGGCCAACCACAGCUGAUUCCAGUCUGGCUUAGACUCAGUGGCAGGGGUUAUUUUUUUCUAUUACUAUAAAAUGAGGACUUUGAGGAGUGAUGUUUUUGGAAACAGAAACAGAAAAAGACAAACAUUGUAAUGUCUGGACGUGGAAGAGGAAGAGCAAGGGGCCCAGGGAGAAGACCAGCUCCAGUGAGAGAUGCAGGGCCAGGGAGAGGUGCAGUGAGAGGUGCAGUAGGAGGUGCAGGUGCAGUGAGAGGUGCAGGUGCAGGAAGAGGAGCAGGCCCAAGGUAGAGGUGUAAGAAUGCGUGGUGGUGCCAUUCCAAGGGCUGCAAGAACAGUAGUCAGUGAUGAAAUUCGUGCCACUAUCAUUGACUAUGUAAUCAACCACGGUCUCUCACUAAGAGAGGCUGGUGAAAGAGUGCAACCCAAUUUGAGGCGGUCGACGGUUGCCUCCAUUAUUCACAUCUUUCAACAAACCAACAGGUAAGUAUUGCAUUUUACAUGGAUUGUUUCUAUUCUCACUUGACAUGUCAAUAAGGUCAUACAGUAAUGCAUAUGUUGAUUUUUUUUCCCCUCUAAAGAAUGCAAUGUCUUCCACCCUCUAGGGGAAGAGGAAAGCUCCUCAAUAAUGAUCAAGAGCUUGCCAUUGUAGAAAUGGUUGUUGCAAAUAAUGCAAUAAAAAUGCAUGAAAUUAAAACUAGAAUUGUGGAGGAUCAUGAGAUAUUUGGCAAUAUAGAAAGCAUCAGCCUCACAACCAUUACACGGACAUUGUCCAAACACAGAGUGCGGAUGAAGCAGUUCUACACUGUUCCCUUUGAGAGGAACAGUGAGAGAGUCAAGGAGCUACGAUGACAAUAUGUCCAGAGAGUUAUGGAAUUGAAGGCCAACCAGGCCCCUCAUGAAUUCAUUUACAUAGAUGAGGCAGGAUUCAAUCUAUCCAAAAGGUGUCGACGUGGACGAAAUAUAAUUGGAAAAAGGGCCACAGUUGAUGUGCCAGGACAUAGAGGGGCAAACAUUACCAUGUGUGCAGCAAUGGCAAAUGCAGGAUUACUCCUUCACAGAUGUCAGGUUGGACCCUAUAAUACCGAGCGCCUCCUUGCCUUUCUCAAUGAUCUCCACCAGUGCCUGGUACCAGAGCAGGAUCAGGAGGGUGAAAGCAU
Molecule: messenger RNA, 3365 nt
Organism: Tachysurus vachellii
Lineage: Eukaryota; Metazoa; Chordata; Actinopteri; Siluriformes; Bagridae
Exons: 5
Coding region: 528-1805 (425 amino acids)
Molecular function (GO): nucleic acid binding
Source: RefSeq, a predicted model, not a curated record